AUGAACAACGAAGAAUUUGCUCAAAUUUCGAAGUCAAGGCCCCGUGCGCUUCAUGCUUGUUUAGAGUGCAAACGAAAAAAGCGUAGAUGCAAUGGGGUACCUUAUCAAACUAACAAUACAAACAACAUUUGUAAUAAUUGUAUACAACGAUAUUUUGAUAUGGUCUCUUCUCUAGUAGAUGGAGAUGAUAGUUAUGAAUGUGAGACUUAUAAUGGCGUAGAUGAUUUUACCCCAUAUGGUGUCACAUGUACAAAUCAAAGUUCGUGUAACGAUAACGUUUCUUUCUCAAAUGAUAGCCUGCAGUUUUACGAUGUAGGCCAGAAAGUUUACGAUAAUGAAUUUUUGAACCAAUACGAAGCUGUUGGAAAUAGUUUACCUGAUGAUAAUUUUGUGCAAGAAAUUUACGGAAAUGAUUUUUCCGGUUUUUAUGAAGUUUACGAAGAUGGGAAUCUUUUAAUACAUAGUUUAAAAUCGAAUUAA
Messenger RNA from Cetraspora pellucida, 480 nucleotides. Lineage: Eukaryota; Fungi; Glomeromycota; Glomeromycetes; Diversisporales; Gigasporaceae. The record is from the annotation of a GenBank genome assembly.